UCCCAUUGCUUGUCCUGUGUCUAGAGAAGCCAAUCAGCGUCACCGCGGUCCCUGGCCUGUCCUGGCCACGGACCCGCUGGGACUUCUAUUCUCCAGACCCUGAGGAUGCGGGUCGUGAUGCCCCGAACCCUCGUCUUGCUGCUGUCGGGGGCCCUGGCCGUGACCCAGACCUGCGCGGGCUCCCAUUCCUUGAUGUAUUUCGGCACCGCGGUGUCCCGGCCCAGCCUCGGGGAGCCCCGGUACUUGGAAGUCGGCUACGUGGACGACACACAGUUCGCGCGGUUCGACAGCGACGCCUCGAGUCCGAGGAUGGAGCCACGCGUGCAGUGGUUGAAGCAGGAGGCGCCGGAGUAUUGGGAGCAGGAGACGCGGGGCGCCAAGGACACCGCACAGACUUUCCGACUGAGCCUGAACACGCUGCGCGGCUACUACAACCAGAGCGAAGCCGGGUCUCACACCAUCCAGUGGCUGUCUUCCUGCGAAGUGGGGCCCGAUUGGCGCCUCCUCCGAGGAUACUGGCAGUUCGCCUCUGACGGCGAGGAUUACAUCGCUCUGAACGAGGACCUGCGCUCUUGGACCGCGGCGGACACGGCGGCGCAGGUCACCCGCCGCAAGUGGGAGGCUGCCGGAGCAGCCGAGCAUCAAAGGAACGACCUGCAGGUCACAUGCGUAGAGUGGCUCCGGAAGUACUUGGAGAGGGGGAACAAGACGCUGCUGCGCACAGACCCCCCGAAGACACACAUCACCCACUACCCCACUUCUGACCAUGAUGUCACCCUGAAGUGCUGGGCCCUGGGUUUCUAUCCUGCGGAGAUCACCCUAACCUGGCAGCGUGAUGGGGAGGACCUGAUCCAGGACACGGAGUUUGUGGACACUAGGCCUGGGGGAGAUGGGACCUUCCAGAAGUGGGUGGCUGUGGUGGUGCCUUCUGGAGAGGAGCAGAGAUACACGUGCCAUGUGCAGCAUGGGGGGUUGCCCAAGCCCCUCAUGCUGAAAUGGGAGUCCCCUCCUCAGCGCAGCAUUCCCAUGGUGGGCAUUGUUGCUGGUCUGGUUUCCUUUGUGGUCAUCAGUGCUGUGGUGGUUGGAGCUGUCAUAUGGAGGAGGUAGAGCCAAGGUGGAAGAGAAAGGGGUUAUGCUCAGUCUGCAUGUAGUGACAGUGCGCAGGGCUCUCUCCACUACUGAAGUGUGAGCCAGCUGCCUCGUGGGGGACUGAGUGAUGCAAGAUUUGUUCACUUUCCCACUUUGUGACCAAUGCCCCUGAUAUCUCUUUCUACAAAGGGCUUCGGCAUGUGUCCUCGUUCCUAUUACCAUAAUGUGAGGAGGUGGGGAGACUGCCCCCCGCCUCCAUGACCCCACCCUACACUGACCUGGGUUCUCUUUCCUCAUCUGCUUUCAUGAUCCAGUAGAGGGAGAGUGGGCCACCUCCAUCCCUGUCUUUACUUUAUGUUUCACUGAGCUACAACUUCUUACUUCCUUGUUGAACGUAGGGCUCUGGAUGUGAAUUUGUUUUUCCAGUUCUGGUCAUGAGGAGUUGAUCAGUUAGUUAAAGAAGAAGAUUCCUAAAGUUUGAGAGGGGAAAGAAAUGGAAACCCUGAGAACCUCCCAGAAGCUGCAGGUUUGGUGUGCCGAGUCUGCUGUGGGUGGGGACAGGAGAAAGCUGUGAGGGGCCUAGCGUGGUGGAGCCUCAUGCCCAGUUGGUACAACAUGGAUGUGACAUGGUCACUGCUCAGCUGGGGAACCUCUUUGCGCUUUUGUCUUUGUCCCUCCAGUAGCACCUGCCUUUCCGGGACUGUGAUCACUCAGGAUAUCACCUGGAUAUCUGGAUAUUGCCCAGACCUUGUCCUGCCUCCAGGACUAUGGGCAACAAGACAUUGUAUGGCCGUGUCAGCUGAGGCUCAGGCCUGGGUCGGGCCUCAGUCCCGCGUCUGGGUGUUUAUUCGUUGUUUCUUUGUUUCUGUAGAGGAUUAGGCCCGUUCUCUUUUUUGUGUGGGAGUUCUGGUCUAAUUCACCUGUGGGUGUCUCCUCGGUGACAGCAGAAGGAGAUGUUUGGCCUGUCAGCGUCUGCACAAGGCCCUGGGUGGCCCUGUGCAUAGGAAUCUGUAGUAUCCAGAGGUUAUUUGUAGGCUCAUUCAGGUCUUGCCCUCCUUCUCGGGCUUGAUUGUUCUUCCCAUCUUUUCUGAAGUCUUCUGAGAGGAGCAGAUUCUAGCAGACAGGAAGCAUGCCAUAAUUUCUUAUUUUAAAUUAGUUCUUGUUCUGUUUCCAUCCUCUGCUUGCCCACCCUUUGCCCUGGUGAUCCUGGUGCUGGCUCCAGCUCCAAGUCAUGGAGUUAUGAAGCAGAGUCUCCUUAGAUUUAUAUUUGGUUGGGAAAUAGCACCUGUGAAUCGAGGAUGGUUUUUGAAAAUGGACAUCUCCUUGGUGUGCAGGGGAGUUGGUGUGAGAGUGGGGAUGGGAGGGGGAGGGCAGUGCUGUGAGAGGAGCACAGGGGCACUAAUGGCAGUGUGAAGGGUGAUUGUGCUGUUGCUGCCACAGAGCUGCUGUGGUCUGAGGCUACAUUAGUAAAGAUACUGCCUCCAGAUUAGGGAGGUGCUCUGCACCGAUCGCUCCUUCUGUGUGUGUGUUGUGUGCAAGAUAUAUGACACACUGUUUUCUGCAUCUGGGAAACACGAUAGAAGUUUCUGUGUUUAGGACAAGGCGCUGCUGCUGGUCUUUACAUCACACUUUUAGUAGCAAGAAUGGAGAUGAGGAUUCCCACACGGCUGUGCAUUGGCCUCACUUGUAGGGCUCGUUAAAAUAAGCGAUUCCUUGAUCUUGCACGGAGGACUCUGAGUCUGUGGGUCUGGGGAGAGGCCUGGUGCUCAGCCAGAUCUGGAGCCAGUGAGGUCAGCGAUCAGAGCAGCCAGCCUGGGGAGGGGCAUUAAAGCCACAUUUAAAUGUG
Herpailurus yagouaroundi (jaguarundi) is the source of this 2935-nucleotide messenger RNA. Its product is annotated as patr class I histocompatibility antigen, A-2 alpha chain-like. The record is from RefSeq and is a predicted model, not a curated record. Gene Ontology annotation, molecular function: peptide antigen binding; signaling receptor binding. Gene Ontology annotation, biological process: immune response; antigen processing and presentation of endogenous peptide antigen via MHC class I via ER pathway, TAP-independent; antigen processing and presentation of endogenous peptide antigen via MHC class Ib. NCBI's taxonomy places the organism in Eukaryota, Metazoa, Chordata, Mammalia, Carnivora, Felidae. Gene Ontology annotation, cellular component: external side of plasma membrane.